This is a messenger RNA of Eruca vesicaria subsp. sativa (arugula), 918 nucleotides long. The record is from the annotation of a GenBank genome assembly. NCBI's taxonomy places the organism in Eukaryota, Viridiplantae, Streptophyta, Magnoliopsida, Brassicales, Brassicaceae.
AUGAAUCCCAAACGUCAUCAUGGUUCGAUAUUACAGCUACACCUCUUUCUCCUACUCUUCUCUGGCCACGCUUUGGCUCAAGCCGAUGACGAUGGUUCAGAUAUGUAUGGAGAAAGCUCUCGGUUUGACCCAAACAUGGCAAUAUUCAUGAUCGCCCUUGUCGGUGUUUUCUUCACUCUGGGGGUUUUGUCCAUGUAUAUCCGUAGGUGCCUUGAGAGAGCCAUUGGGAUGAACAACGUACACACCUUCGACGCUGGUGGUAAUAGGCUUUCCCUAGGCCGCUCUCAAGCGCUUGGACUUGAGGCGUGGGUUAUUGAGACUUUUCCAACGUUCCUAUACUCAACGGUAAAGACGCUCAUGAUCAGCAAAGAGGCCCUUGAGUGUCCUAUUUGCUUAAACGAGUUUGAAGACGCUGAAACACUGUGUUUGAUUCCUAAAUGUUGCCACGUGUUCCAUCCUGAUUGUAUAGAUGCCUGGUUCCGUUCUCACGCCACUUGUCCUCUCUGCCGCGCAAAUCUCGUCCCUGUACCGGGAGAAUCGGUUGUUUCUAUCCAGAUACCCAGUUUAGCCAAUGACACUCCCCGUUCCGAAUUAACAGAUGAUAAUCGGAUUACGAUUGACUCAGUGGCGUUGACCUGUAACCAGAGUAUGCCUCGUAUUUCUACCAAUUCUCUUCGGACAAGUCAACAUGAGGAGAAUCUCGAACGAUUCACGCUUAGGUUACAGCCAGACAUUCACAAUAAGCUCUUGGACUCGAGCCUUUCAAAAGGCCACAUGACGUUUCCUCAGAUGAUGAGUUCAGCGAGAGGGUACAGAACCGGAAGCCUAGAGGCUGAUGCAAAUUAUUUCUACUAUGAAAGGUUUGACCAAGAUGGUCGGUCAGACCGUAGAUCAUUCUCCAUAACUCCUCCAUACUAG